Lachancea meyersii CBS 8951 is the source of this 3246-nucleotide messenger RNA. The record is from the annotation of a GenBank genome assembly. NCBI's taxonomy places the organism in Eukaryota, Fungi, Ascomycota, Saccharomycetes, Saccharomycetales, Saccharomycetaceae.
AUGUCUAACGUUCGUCGGUCGACGAGAAUUCGUGAUAAGUCGUCCAGGACUGAUGACGAUGGAGACAAUACCGAUUCAAUGGAUCUGGUUCACAUGGAUGAAGAUAUCGGGUAUGGCAACAGCUCGGUAGAUGAUUUGGACGAUAGCGCCGCCGAGGGAACAGAUGAUGAGGAGUACCAAGAGCCCAAAUCUAAUCAACGCAAGCGUGGAAUAGUCGACAAAAUAGAUAAAUCAGGAACUCAAUCUAGAUCCAAAAAAGCCCGAGUCUCGAACGUGGAUCACUCCAAAACCUCCAAGAAAAGUCGGAAAGCGUUUCUUGAAAGACAGCAGGGCUUUGAGUUCACGGAGCUGUUUCAAAUAAUGGCAAAUUCGGAAGAUUUCUCGAUCGAGGAACUGGCGAACAGAUGGCUCGAGUCGUACUCCGAAAGUAGAGAUAAAGCACUGCAAGAGUUCAUUAACUUUUUGCUCAAUUGUUGUGGGUCCCUAGUGCAAGUUCGGGAACAUGACGUUGUGUCAAAUGAGACCGCUAACGAGACUGUGGCUGAAAUCCAAUUGCAAUUUCAAGAUCAGGAACUGCACGAGUCAUACCUAUUGAUGAGCAAGAAUUAUAAGAGACGUGCCAGAUACAAGCCGCUCUACGAAAACUUUAUGGAGUUUACUCAUAAGCUACUUGAUUUAGCCCACGAACGUGGCCUUCUCUAUGAAAGCCCUAGCGAGCCCGAUAAGACCCAAUCGGUCGAUCAACCUCUGAUUCUAGACCUCUUGACCUGGUUGUCCUCAUUGUCUGUGAGCAAAAUACGGUGUCUGCGACAUGUUGCAACCUUAUGCAUGUAUUCAUUUCAGGAUUUCCUAACAGCAUUGAGCGUUGAUCUGGAGAACAACUACUUGGUGAAGCUCAGACGGCAACUUGGGAUGGAACAUAAGAAAAAAAGAGCGAAUCCUAAAACAGCAGAAAAACUAGAGGCAACCAUACAUGAAAUUCAGGAAACCAAGUCCGUGGUGGAGAAUAGUAUUGACAACAUUAUUAAACUCUCAUUCGUUCAUCGCUUCAAAGACGUGGACCAGGCCAUACGGGUGGACUCGAUAACACAUCUUGCUAUAUGGCUUGAGAACUAUCCGGAGUACUUUAUGAAAGUUACUUUUCUAAAAUAUUUUGGUUGGUUAUUGUCUGAUCUUUCAUCGACAGUUCGGUUGCAAGUGGCCAGGGUGAUACUCGAAAUUGUCAAGUUUGACAACAAACGGAGGAAACACAAGGUUGGAAGCACUGCUUUGCGGCAAUUUUUCGACAGAUUCAAGCAGAGAAUACUCGAAAUCUCUUUGAAAGAUGUUGAUACUCAAGUUCGCGUUGCCGCGAUACAAGUCCUGACUCAGAUCAACGCCAUCGGCUACAUGGAAGACAAUGAAGUAGCAAAAAUUUCAAGCCUCAUAUUUGAUGACCGAAAGGUGGACACUUCUUCAGUCGCUAAAAAUGCCAAGCUGUUGGGCUCCGUGGCCAGGUUUUUCGCAGAUGUGCAAAAUGACAAAUUGGAGCUGCUCAUCGAAUCGCAUUCUUUUCCCAACAAAUCAAAUGUUUUACGGCCCCGGGACAUCAUUGAAGCAGGCUUUUUCAUGAGAACGUUGGUCAAGUCAUUUUCAAGCUAUUUGAGCGAACUUCAAGAAGAUUGCGCAGUGGAAAAUCGUUCCCGUUUGUUGUACCAGGCUGCGGAGUUUCUCGAGCCUUUCUUUGGGCGCUUAAUCGCAUCUCUUUGUGAGCUAUUGAUUUUCGACGGGAGCUUUGAGGGGUUUUCCGAUGUUGAAGACACCGAAACUGGUGAGAAAGUCCUUUUGUUACCGAGAGAUGAAAACAGCAUUACUCAGUAUGUUAUCGUAUUGGCCGGUUUGUGUCACGGUGGAGGUAACAAAAAGAACUCGAAAAAACCCGAGACAGUGAUGGCGUCCAUGGUUCAUCUCCCAGAGCUUUUUGCUACAUUGCCGCUUCAUUCGAGCGUCGUUAUGCACCAUCUUUUCAGCAUCUACACACUUUUUACAUUCGAAGAUUGGAUUGCCGCCCAUUUGGAAAAGGAGUUUCAGAAGGUUACCGAUGUAAUUGUCAAAACUUUUGACAGAAUGCAACUAAUGAAUGAAAAAAAUGACAUCAAUCGGUCCUCUUUUGCAGCUGUGAUGCAGUUUCAUAAGAAUUUGGGGCUCCCUCAGGUGACUGAUGGAUGGAAGAACCAAGUGGGACAAAUCCGCGUAUCACUGCAGGUCUUCUUAGAAACAAAGGCCGACAGUUUUGCCGAGUCAGAGGUAAACAGUCUGUUCACAACCGUUCAUGAGACGUACAUUAACAAAUUGGUUAUGCUGGGUAAAAUACUUCCGCUUAAUAUCACUCCUGACUUGAUGCGGUUAUAUUUCGAAAAAGUCGUUAACAAGGUACCUGGUAGCUUAGAUUUACUGCGAAGUGAGACCAUCAAGGCCAUAGACUUCAAGUUUGUGACUUUGGCUAUCACAUGGAAUUUGCAGCGCUGGUUCGAGAUUUUGCAAAAUAGUACAGAUGCGACACCACUAUCCACAAACGUACUUCAAACGGUCAUCAAUGUGUUACGGCAACUUACUUUUAGUCUCGCUGAGUUAUCACAAUGUUCACUUGACGAGCUUCGCAAUUGUCUAAACAUCAAAUUCAAACUUUGUGACGCGCUGGCUGAUUGUCUUACUGCUUACAAAAUGUUCGAGCUGAAUAUUCCAAGUAAGGACUACGAGUGGCAGCGAGCCAUAGCAGAUGAUUAUUCAGCGGUGGUCGAUCCGCAACUAGCAAAAUUUUUUCUGGACGUUUUUCUUUACCUGGAGAGCUUACGGGCAAAAGAACUUGGAGUUCAACUCGACCGCUUCGAAGAUGAAGAUGUCAAUCUCAAUGAUAUUUCUGACGACAACGUUGAAGAUGUUGAGCAAGAACUUAUUGUAUACGCGGUGAAACUCAAAGGCCUGCUGAAUUUGGGUCUGCUAGAUGCUGCUAUAAUAGAGCGCCGAAUGUCUUUGAACAAAAACGUUCUGGGUCCUAAUUUUGCAUCAAUUGCUGACGAUACUGCCUUUGACACGACCCAGAUAACCAAGAGGCAGCUGGCUUCUGCUAAUCACGAACGACAGAUCUUCGAUGAUCGGGACGAGGAUCGCGUCGCGGGACUAAAAGAUCCUCAAAAUUUAGCUAGCGCAAUUGAAGAUGUUGCAGAACAAGUGGGGACCAGGGAGGCGAGCUCCGAAUUUCUAUGA